Molecule: messenger RNA, 1015 nt
Organism: Theobroma cacao (cacao)
Lineage: Eukaryota; Viridiplantae; Streptophyta; Magnoliopsida; Malvales; Malvaceae
Source: RefSeq, a predicted model, not a curated record
UCUUGCUAGCCUCUGAUGCUUUGUAUAGAAGCAAUAAGGUAGACAAAAACUUCGGGUUUAGAACAAAGUAAGUCCUUAAAGGAAAGGAAAGUAUUUCUCCUUACUUCCAAGAAAAGUAUUCCUCACCAUUCAUCAGAAUUAACAUUCCCCUCCAUUCCCAUUUGCAGAUCACAUUCUAAAAGAAUUAUAUUUCCUUAAUGAAAUAUCCCACAAAAAUGGUUCAAAGCUUUCUUGGCCUUUGCCACAGGCUCUACGACUUCAUCAUUGAAUGUCUAGCAACAUACGCCAUGAGAAGUGUAACGUUAGGCCAAAGUUCUCAUCAGGCUUCAGCUCAGGAAACACCAUUUGAAGUUGCAAGUUUGCAGGACAAAGUAGAGCCAGAUCCAGCCCAUGAUCAUAAAAAAGUUGCUCAAGAAAUACCAUUUGAAGAUGCAAGUUUGCUGGACAAAGUAGAGCCAGAUCCAGCCCAUGAUCAUAAAAAAGUUGCUCAAGAAAUACCAUUCGAAGAUGCAAAUUUGCAGGACAAAGUAGAGCCAGAUCCAGCCCAUGAUCAUAAAAUGCCUGCUCAAGAAAUGGGCGGUCAUGCUAGCGUUUCCUCCGAACCAUCCAAGGAAAAGGAAAAUGAAGAGGAAGCUGCAACUCGAGCUCAAGCUCCAAAGAAAAUGGUCAGCAUAAAUGACAAGGUAGAGGAGAUGGCAGCAAGCAGGAAGAAAAGUAGAAAGAAGAAAGGAACAGAAAAAAUGGGUUCAUUUGACCAAGAAAUAGAUGAGCCAAAACCUUUGAAAUCGAUUUUAAAGCCGGGUAUCUAAGCUCGAUGAGAAUUCAUAUAUAUGAACUUGUAGCAGCAGUUUGGGGUUUAGCUCAUUUGCCUUCUGCUUUGUUCAUUCUAUAUUGUUGGCUAGGGAGAUCGCCAAGAUAACCUAUUAAUCUUAACAAAUACUAAGAUAGGUGUUAUUUUGUAACUUGUACAGAAGUGAAAACAAAGCAUAAUAAAUCUUUUCAAGUUGGUUCAGUU